AUGAGUUCACUUUUUCACAUAGGAGAGCAGCAGAAAGAAAACUCGCACAGCAUUUGCGACGCUGAUCCGUUCACGUUCUUCUUUCCAGUGGAAACGAAAGUAAAGCGGCUUUCGCCGAUCGGUCAAGCAGUGACGCGUCAUAUGUUCCCAUCACAUGACGUACACGCGGUAGGACACGUACAAAUUGACAUUAAUUUAAUGUUAUCGCACCACAAGUGUUGUUUCCAAGCACUACCUGCAGAUAUCUUGCGAGAGAUAUUUCUUCUGGUGUCUUCAAAUGCCGCAGAUGUUACCCAGUUUCCGUGGACUGCCGCUCAUAUCUGUGCGGAAUGGAGAACCAUCGCUAUGCACACACCAAUUCUCUGGUCCAAGAUUCACGUCAUUACAACCCUACCAUCCAGAGUACUACCCUGUGAUAUGGGUGAAAUGGCCAAACUUGAAUGCCUGCCCUCGAAGGAAAUUGAACAACUUCCGAGGAAGUUCCAGAUGCUCGAGUUGCUUAUGGAUCACGCACCUCGAUGGAAGGUGGCUUACCUGUCAAGUGGCCAAGAGGAUGUGUCCCUCGGCAACGGGCUCCACCGCCUGAGAGGGCGUAUUCUAAACCUGGAAUGUCUUUCGAUCGAUGUCGGCACGUUUCCUAUGGAAUUCCCAUUCCUCAAAAAAAAUUUUAGUAUUACCUCACGGUUAUUCAAGCUCGCCAUCCGUAAUAAUUAUGACGAGGAAGUAGUAUUUCCGUGGCAGCAAAUCAAGAGGCUCGUUUUCAAUGGAUUUCAUGACCUACCAUACAUUCUUCGCGCUCUUCGCUCCGCGCAAAAUGUUGAGCAUCUCACCUUCAGUCCAAAUGCAUUGAGGGCCUUGGAUUUGAAUGCCGUUCCUAUCGCUCUCCCUACCAUUCGCUGCCUUGACAUCGAUUAUGACCAAAUAAACCCACCGUCUCUGCUUUCUCGCAUAAUUCUUCCCGGGCUGCAGAAACUAUUCAUAGAUCAUGAUGGCCUUGUCGAGCAGGGAAAUCUAAUCUCGCUGGAUUUCAUGACUAAGAAUUUUGUCCCAUUUGAAACAGUCGCUUACCAGGAGUGGCAUGCAACGUUUGUGCCGUUGGUGCAAUUUGGACCCGCUUUCAAAGACGUGAUCGCUCUGUGGCCUACCCUGAUGUACCUCGAUGUUGGCUUUGUUCCACCGAUAGAAAACAUUGACCUAGUGUUUUCGUUCAUGAUUCAGCGAAUCGUGAUUCCUGCACUGCGGAGCUUGAGGAUCACUUUUAGGGUCUGCAACAUUUGGGAGGGUAGCCCACGUAUCGGAGAACAACUCGUCGAGGUGGCUAUGAUGCGGAGGAAUAGCUUACGAGUCUUCGAGGCUUCAGUUUAUGUGGAAAAAAGCCAGGGUGGUACGGCCAUCCUCAGUAGUGCGGAUAAAGCUUCUCUGGAAGCACUGAAGGCAAAUGGCAUGUCGAUUAAAGUCAGGUAA
Molecule: messenger RNA, 1464 nt
Organism: Desarmillaria tabescens
Lineage: Eukaryota; Fungi; Basidiomycota; Agaricomycetes; Agaricales; Physalacriaceae
Exons: 6
Coding region: 1-1464 (487 amino acids)
Source: RefSeq, a predicted model, not a curated record